This is a messenger RNA of Lepidothrix coronata (blue-crowned manakin), 1251 nucleotides long. It is a transcript of the gene GDF6, whose product is annotated as growth differentiation factor 6. NCBI's taxonomy places the organism in Eukaryota, Metazoa, Chordata, Aves, Passeriformes, Pipridae. Gene Ontology annotation, cellular component: extracellular region. Bases 1 to 1200 code for a protein of 399 amino acids. Gene Ontology annotation, molecular function: growth factor activity; cytokine activity. The transcript has 2 exons. Gene Ontology annotation, biological process: BMP signaling pathway; SMAD protein signal transduction. The record is from RefSeq and is a predicted model, not a curated record.
AUGAAUGCACGCCGGGCCCUACUCUCCGCCGCCUUGUUCGCCAGUCUCCUCUGGGAUUUACCUUGCUGCCUCCCGGCUUCCCUCCCCGCCGCCUCGGAGCUCGCCGCCUCCUCCAAAGGUGGUCGCAGCCGCAGGGUGCCGCGGUCUCCACGAGAGAACCGCCCGCGGCAAGGGGGACACGCCAUGGGCCGGGCGCUCCCACGGGCAGAACCCCACGAGUACAUGUUGUCUCUGUUCAGGACUUACUCCAUCGCGGAAAAACUGGGCAUCAACGCCAGCUUUUUUCAGUCGUCCAAGUCCGCCAACACCAUCUCUAGUUUUGUAGACAGGGGACGAGACGAUCUCUCGCCCGCUCCCUUGAGGCGGCAGCAGUAUGUGUUUGAUGUGUCGACCCUCUCGGAGACGGAGGAGCUCGUGGGGGCCGAGCUGCGCCUGUUCCGCCGGCCCCCCCGCGGCCGCCCGCCGCCCGCCGCCCCGCUGCAUGUGCAGCUCUCCGCCUGCCUCUCGCCGCGGCCCCUGGACUCCCGCGCCCUGGACCCGCGGGCGACCUCGGCCGCCGGCUGGGAGGUGUUCGACGUGCGGCAGGGCCUGCGGGAGCAGCGGCCCUGGAAGCGGCUGUGCCUGGAACUGCGGGCCUCUGCGGACCGCGGGCCGCGGCGCUGGCUGGACCUGCGAGGCCUGGGCUUCGGGCGGCGUCCCCGGCCGCCGCAGGAGCGGGCGCUGCUGGUGGUCUUCACCCGCGCCCGGCGGCGGAGCCUCCUCGGGGAGCUGCGCGCCGAGCUGGGCGCUCCGCCGCCGCCCGCUGCCCGCCGUCCGCCGCCCCGGCGCCAGCGCCGCGCCGCCUUCGCCAGCCGGCACGGCAAGCGGCACGGCAAGAAGUCCCGUCUGCGCUGCAGCAAGAAGCCGCUGCACGUCAACUUCAAGGAGCUGGGCUGGGACGACUGGAUCAUCGCCCCACUGGAGUACGAGGCCCACCACUGCGAGGGGGUCUGCGACUUCCCGCUGCGCUCCCACCUGGAGCCCACAAACCAUGCCAUCAUCCAGACCCUCAUGAACUCCAUGGACCCCGGCUCCACGCCGCCCAGCUGCUGUGUCCCCACCAAACUGACUCCCAUCAGCAUCCUCUACAUCGACGCCGGCAACAACGUGGUGUAUAAGCAGUACGAGGACAUGGUGGUGGAGUCCUGCGGCUGCAGGUAGCAGGCGGGACGCCCCUCGGCGGCAGCCGGGUCUGCGUCUGGCGGAGGAGCG